AUGGCGUCAAGUAACGAGACGUUGUUAGAUACGUCGCUCGCGGAUUUAGCAUUCCCGAAAAGCUUACUGGAAGUUUUUGAACAGUGCGGAAUAGGAGUAUUUGAGUUGCUCACAAUCACAGUCGAACAACUACAAACAUAUUUAGAACCGACGGAAACUGCAUGGAAGUAUGACGAUUUGUUUAAUAAUAUCGCAGCCUGGAGACAACGAAAUAAACACAAAAUAUUAAGAGUACUGAAUGCACCAGAAACCGAAAACGCAGAGGAACCGUGUGCAAAUAUCGAUCAAGUUUCUGAGGACAGUAUUGCAUUGAUUGAUUCGAACGAACAAGAAAAUUUCACCGAAAGCUUUACGAACGGGCAACUAAACUUCGCUAGUAUUACUGCGAAAAAGAUUCACACUAUCGUCUCAGAAAAACACGCACUGUCACUACGAUCAACUGAAAGUAAUUCCGUACUAUCUCCCAGUGCACUUGAGGUGCUGCUGAUGAGCACAGAGGAAGGGAAAGAAAUUCUUGAGCGGUCUGAAUUUGGAGAACUGUCUGAAGCAAAGCAGCUGCAUCUUGCUGGUGUCAUUGCUAAGUUUCACUUGAAUCUAAAAAAGAAACUACGAAACGAAGAUCUACAGGCUUAUGCACUGGCCGUAACCACGCUUUUCAAAUUUGAAAGAACGGAAAACUAUUUUAUCGCUAGAGGAGGAGAUCGCCGUAAUCCUGGGGGCAAAAUAGCAAACAAAAUAAGCAAUUUAAAGCAGAAGAAGCGAAAAAGUGACUCCAAAGAAGAAAAUCACUUUAAAAACCUAAAACUAACGCAAACAGUUGAACCCUCCCGUGAGUUUGAUAAGAACGAUGCUACUGAAUGGUUAUUUCUGAAUCACGAACCAUGGUCAACUGUUUUAGAAACAUGGUCAACAAGCUUUGGUUACCGUAAACAAUUUCUUCAGAAAGAAAGAGUCAUUCCCAAACUUCUAGACACAUUCUCACACUACAAAAGCGUUCACGGAUAUCAACUCAUCGACAUUGAUUUUCGUCUUCUGAAUGCCAGCGCAAGCAAUUAUUCUCAAAAAAUAGCAACUGUGAUACCAGCAGUUUUAUCAUUUGCAAUUACAAAAGCGGUGGAUCCAUCAGCUAAUGAACUGGUCAAGGCUUUGACCGAUAGUUUGGCAAGUGAUGAUACAAAACACUGCGCACUGUUGCUUUUAUUGAAUACUGUGUUACCACCUACCUCAGCAGCAUUCCGGUUUAAACCCACUAUUCGUCUUGCUCAAGAGGACACGAUCAUUUUCGCAGCAUCUCUUUCCGAAGCAAGACUGAAAGUACAAAACAUUUACGAAACAUAUAUAGAAAGAAAUUUACCGGUAGUACCAAAACUAAUUGCACUGGGCAGUGACUAUAAAAGUCUUGAAGGACGGUUUUUUGUUCAAUAUAAUGAUAUCUGCUACGAAUUCAAGUCAGCAAGACGAGCCACUGAUGUACUGAUUAAACUAUCAGUAGUAUUUGGUUUACAGUCAUCAAGAAUUUCAAAAUUAGUUUGGAAUUUCAUAAAGCAUUUUGCUUAUGAUAUAAAACAGCGAGAGUCGUAUGCCAGUAUCAAUAAUUUGUUACAUUAUUUAAGUGGUUGUGAGGCAGGAGUAUCAUAUAACAAUGAUUAG
Molecule: messenger RNA, 1650 nt
Organism: Malaya genurostris
Lineage: Eukaryota; Metazoa; Arthropoda; Insecta; Diptera; Culicidae
Exons: 6
Coding region: 1-1650 (549 amino acids)
Source: RefSeq, a predicted model, not a curated record